Messenger RNA from Carica papaya (papaya), 495 nucleotides. Its product is annotated as auxin-induced protein 15A-like. NCBI's taxonomy places the organism in Eukaryota, Viridiplantae, Streptophyta, Magnoliopsida, Brassicales, Caricaceae. Gene Ontology annotation, biological process: response to auxin. The record is from RefSeq and is a predicted model, not a curated record.
CUAGCAAAAACUCCAAAUCUAAAUCAGAACCAGUAAUGGGUAUCCGGUUGCCAUCAUUGAUUGCCAAUGCAAAGCAAAUCCUGACACUGCAGACCCGUCUCUCGAAAAAUUAUCAGACUGGUGUUCCGAAAGGGCACGUGGCAGUCUACGUCGGCGAGGAGCUCGAAAAGAAGAGGUUUGUGGUUCCAAUAUGUUACCUGAACCACCCUUCAUUCCAGGACUUGCUUAGUAGGGCAGAGGAAGAGUUUGGGUUUAAUCAUCCAAUGGGAGGCUUAACAAUUCCUUGCCAAGAACAUGUCUUCGUCAGUCUUUUUUCUCAGUUGCAAGGGUUAUACUGAGAUUAACUAAUUUAUAUUUUGACAUGAAAUUUUCUCUUUAUUUAUUUAUUUAUUUUUUCUGUUUAGUGUGGAAGAAUAUUUCACUGAACAGAUUCCCAAAUGUAAUUAAUUAAAUGGGUAGAGAAAGAUUGAUUUCAUAUCCCAUGAUGAGAAUAAU